Molecule: messenger RNA, 8180 nt
Organism: Oncorhynchus kisutch (coho salmon)
Lineage: Eukaryota; Metazoa; Chordata; Actinopteri; Salmoniformes; Salmonidae
Gene: muc5e
Product: mucin-2
Exons: 42
Coding region: 57-7706 (2549 amino acids)
Cellular component (GO): extracellular matrix
Molecular function (GO): protein binding
Source: RefSeq, a predicted model, not a curated record
UCUGUCACACUGUCUCUCUCUCUCCGUCUCUCAUUAAGACUGGUGAGCUAGGCAGCAUGGUUCCUCCAGGGUGGACUCUGGUAGCUGUCUUACUUUCUCUUGUCUCAGUUCUAGACCCAGUUGGUUCUGUUUCAACCUCUGAUAUCCAUCAAAAUGUGUGUAAGACCUUUGGCAGUGGAGUCGUCCAGAUGUUCAAUGGAACCGUAUUCUACGUCCACUCCACCUGUCCCUUCACGCUGACACGUUUUACUCACAACCGGGUGGACUGUGACAUCACCGUGCAUCGAGGUGAAAACGGCCUGCUGGAAUAUGUCGAGAUCAACAUCAACAAGAUCCAGACCCGGAUUCUGUACAAUGGAACCAUCUUCGUCGAGCAGAGAAUGGUGUCCCUUCCCUACGACCACACCUAUCAACAUGUGUUCCAGUACGGUACCAACACCAAGCUGAGGAGCACUGUUCUACCUCUGUCUGUCAUCUGGAGCAGUGUGGGCGUGGGCAUCGACUCUCUCUGGGUGAAACUGGAGCAGGAGCUAGUCCCUGGAAUGACUGGACUGUGUGGACGACCAGAUAUACCAGAUGACCGUCAGCAAUUGAUUGCAAAGAGUGUUCAUUCAGAGGACGGGUGCCAGACCAUGGACUCCCUCCGCACUAAGAGCACGGUCUGUCAGACGUUCCUCUCCAACUACAUUGAAUGUCUGCAGGCUAACACAAGCAAAUACAUAACUCUUUGUCAAGAGAAUAUUUACGGAUAUGAAAAAGAGCUUUAUGUAGCAUGUGCGUUCUACAAAGAAAUUGCCCAUCGGUGUCAGACCAGCCAUGCUUGGAGGACCUUGACACAAUGUCCUGAGUUCAGUUGCCCAGGAGAACUACACUUUGAGGAGCAGGGUGAUGCCUUUGUUCCCACCUGUUCCAACCCAGCACCUACAACCAAUGAUCAGGACAUUACCAGCACCUGUGUCUGCCCUCAAGGACAGGUAUUGAACGAUCGAGCAGAGGGCCAUUACUGUGUAAGUGUGUCAGCCUGCCCGUGUGUGUACGCCGGGAGGAACUAUGCACCGAGGGAAGAACGCAGAACUAAAUGCCAGACCUGUAUGUGCAACAAUGGCAAGUGGAUAUGCUCUCAGAACAGCUGCCCUAGUAGGUGUGUGAUUGAAGGGCAGUUUGUGACCACGUUCGAUGGGAAACAGUAUACCCUUCCCGGUAAAUGCGCAUACAUGGCCUCGAAGGGUUUUAAUUGGACGAUAUCCAUACAUUUUUCUGAGACGACGUCCUCCAUCCAAAACGUGUUUCUUCAGAUUUACCAGAAUACCUACAGAUUCUCUCACAACAGUGUACAGUUUGAGAAAGAGGAAAUCCGUGAGCUACAUCAGUCAGACAAUGCCAUGGUGUUCUGGCAGUCAUCCAUGUAUGUCCAGGUAUUGACAUCCUUUGGCAUGAAGAUCCAAGUACAGACGUCUCCAGACCUCCAGCUCUAUAUCACACUACCACAGAGUGAAGUAGGGAAGCCAGAAGGACUUUGUGGAAACUACAAUACCGAUACCACUGAUGAUUUCACCACAAGCAGUGGUAUCGUAGAAAAUGCAGCGGAACCGUUUGCGCUGUCCUGGAGUGUAGGGGACUGUCCUGUUAACAUACCUAAAGUCUGUAUCAACACCGACAACGAAAUAUUUGCAGACGAGAAGUGUCACACCUUGAGAGACCCCGGUGGGAUUUUCGCCAAGUGCUACGAUCACGUGCCUACUGACAAUUACCACAAGGCUUGUAUCCAGAGAACGUGUACCUGUGGAUCUGGGCCGCAGCAGUGUUUGUGUGUGGCCCUGGCAAAUUAUGCCAAAGCCUGUGCCAACCAGGGCAUCACAGUGGGUGACUGGAGAAGGGCCACCAACUGCACGGUACCGUGUGAGAACAAUCAGAGGUUUGACUACGAAAUGCAGGCGUGCAACAGCACCUGUCUCUCCCUAUCCCGGCCAGACCCCAGGUGUGGGGUGGAGGAUGCACCUGUGGAGGGCUGUGGCUGCAUGGAGGGCACUCAUCUGACCGGGGGGCUCACCUGUACCCCGAAGGCCCAGUGUCCAUGUCACCAUCAGAGAGGAGUCACACCACCAGGACCUGUUGCCGUCGAUGGACGACAGUGCAAAUGUGAGGAUGGAGAAUUGCUGUGCUCUGAAGAUUGUGGUUGCACCCAGGGGAAGGUUUGUGUGCAUUGCUCACAAUUUGCCAUAGACACAGCUCAAAAAACAUGUGCCAGUCUGAGCAAACCAACAAGUGCUGUUCAGAAUUGUACAAGUGGCUGUUACUGUCCAGGGGGCCAGUUGGAAGACCAUAGGGGUGUGUGUGUCACUGUGGACAACUGCACCUGUCAGUACAGCGGCAAAGUGUUCAAAGCUGGACAGAGUGUCAAGACCAACUGUAGAACAUGCACCUGCCGCCAUGCCCAGUGGAGCUGUGUAGAUGAACCAUGCCCUGGUACAUGCCUGGUGUAUGGAAACGGACACUAUCAAACCUUUGACUCUAAAUGGUACCGCUACGAUGGGAACUGUCAGUACACAUUAGUGGAGGAUGGCUGUGGUAGGGAAGCUGGGUCGUUUUCUGUCAAAGUGGAGAGUGUCCCGUGCUGUGACGAGGCUCUGACCUGUUCCCGGACCAUCGUGUUAGACCUGCUGGGUAAUGUCACUCUGACUCUGAAUGAAAUGAAGGUGACGAGACGGCUCCAAGGGGGAUGGGCUUCUCUGGAGGCGGAGCCUCUGUACUCCACCCACACUGUGGGCCUCUACAUCAUGAUCUCAGUGCCUUCUAGAGGACUAACCCUCAUCUGGGACAAACACACCCAACUUACCGUCAUACUGGACGACCGUUGGAGGAACCGAGUGUGUGGACUUUGCGGGAACUUCGAUUCCAACGAGAUGAACGACCUGCAGAUAAGUGGGUCAUCGGUGGUGUCCAGCCCCCUCGCCUUCGGCAACAGCUGGAAGAUGGCCACCCCCCCCUGUUCUGAUGUGACCAAUGAGGUGUUUCCGUGCCAGCGCCACUCUUACUGCGCCGCCUGGGCCGAGAGACGCUGUAUGAUCCUCAGGGGAGACACCUUUAAGGACUGCCACUUGAAGGUGGACCCCGAGCCCUACUACCAGGCCUGUGUGUUGGAGUCGUGCUCCUGUGAGUUUGAGGGGAAGUUCUUGGGUUUCUGUACGUCCGUGGCGGCCUACGCUGAGGCCUGCAGUGACCAGGACGUGUGUGUCCGCUGGAGAACGCCAGACAUGUGCCCGGUAUACUGCGACUACUACAAUGAGCAGGGCCACAGUAGCUGGCACUACGAUCCCUGUGGACAGAUCAAGACCUGUGGCAAAAACAACCUCUUCACUGGCAAGCUGGAAGGCUGCUACCCGAGAUGCCCAGCAGAGGCUCCAUACUAUGAUGAGAACAGAAGGAGUUGCUCCACUUUGGACAACUGCACCUGUUAUUCCAAUGAGACUACUGUUGAACCUGGUACAGUUAUCAGGAAACCCACUGAGAAAUGCACUUGUGAGCAGGGACGUAUUAACUGUGGUCGUGAUCAAACCACCACAUCUGAACCUACAACCACAGCUACACAAUCAACUACAAUGACAACUACACCUGAACCUACAACAACUAUACUGACUACUACACCUGAACCUGAACCUACAACCACACCUAAACAACCUACUACUACAUAUGAACCUACAACCACAGCUACACAAUCAACUACAAUGAGAACUACACCUGAAGCUACAACAACUAUACUGACUACUACACCUGAACCUACAACCACACCUAAACAACCUACUACUACAUAUGAACCUACAACCACAGCUACACAAUCAACUACAAUGAGAACUACACCUGAAGCUACAACAACUAUACUGACUACUACACCUGAACCUACAACCACACCUAAACAACCCACUACUACAUAUGAACCUACAACCACAGCUACACAACCUACUACUACAUAUGUACCUACAACCACAGCUACACAAUCAACUACAAUGAGAACUACACCUGAAGCUACAACAACUAUACUGACUACUACACCUGAACCUACAACCACACCUAAACAACCUACUACUACAUAUGAACCUACAACCACAGCUACACAAUCAACUACAAUGAGAACUACACCUGAAGCUACAACAACUAUACUGACUACUACACCUGAACCUACAACCACACCUAAACAACCUACUACAACAUAUGAACCUACAACCACAGCUACACAAUCAACUACAAUGAGAACUACACCUGAAGCUACAACAACUAUACUGACUACUACACCUGAACAUACAACCACACCUAAACAACCUACUACUACAUAUGAACCUACAACCACAGCUACACAAUCAACUACAAUGAGAACUACACCUGAAGCUACAACAACUAUACUGACUACUACACCUGAACCUACAACCACACCUAAACAACCUACUACUACAUAUGAACCUACAACCACAGCUACACAAUCAACUACAAUGAGAACUACACCUGAAGCUACAACAACUAUACUGACUACUACACCUGAACCUACAACCACACCUAAACAACCUACUACUACAUAUGAACCUACAAUCACAGCUACACAAUCAACUACAAUGAGAACUACACCUGAAGCUACAACAACUAUACUGACUACUACACCUGAACCUACAACCACACCUAAACAACCUACUACUACAUAUGAACCUACAACCACAGCUACACAAUCAACUACAAUGAGAACUACACCUGAAGCUACAACAACUAUACUGACUACUACAACUGAACCUACAACCACACCUAAACAACCUACUACUACAUAUGAACCUACAACCACAGCUACACAAUCAACUACAAUGAGAACUACACCUGAAGCUACAACAACUAUACUGACUACUACACCUGAACCUACAACCACACCUAAACAACCUACUACUACAUAUGAACCUACAACCACAGCUACACAAUCAACUACAAUGAGAACUACACCUGAAGCUACAACAACUAUACUGACUACUACACCUGAAUAUACAACCAUACCUACACAACCGACUACAACAAGAACUACACCUGUACUUACGUCAACUAUAUUGACUAUUACACCUGCAUCUACAACCGCCCCUACACAACCCACUGUACUGUUGAUUACAACACCUGAAUAUACAACCACACUUCAACAACCCACUACAACACCUGAACCUACAACCUCACCUAAACAACCCACAACAACAAGAACCACACCUGAAUAUACAACCACACUAUUCCCAUCGAUAGUUACAGGACCUACAAAUAUUCAACAUAGUACAGGAGCUAUGGUUGUGUUGAGUACUACAGCCGGACAAACCACUACUGCAGAAGCAACUACAGCAUACAUUAAAACUACAACUAAAUUAGCAUCUACACAACCCACAACUACACUCUCAUAUUCUACAACCAAAUAUGUUGAACCAACAUCUACAACCGAACCAACUUCUUCACAUACUGAAAUGGCAACCGAACCAACUUCUUUUACUGAAAUGACAACCAAACCAACUCAUUUUACUGAAAUGACAACCAAACCAACUCAUUUUACUGAAAUGACAACCAAACCAACUCAUUUUACUGAAAUGACAACCAAACCAACUUCUUUUACUGAAAUGACAACCGAACCAACUUCUUUUACUGAAAUGACAACCAAACCAACUCAUUUUACUGAAAUGACAACCAAACCAACAUCUGAAGGACCAUCGACUGAAGCAACAACCCUGUACACAAGUCAACCAACAACCUCCUCUACACGAUCUCCCACUACCUCUGAAUUGACAACAUCUACGGGUCCAACAACAAUGUCAACAACAAUAUAUACAGAGUCUACAACACGUACAAUUUGUGAGUGUAGAGACCUGAAGAGGAACAAGAUAUGGGUGUGUGGAGAGAAGUGGACAGAAGACUGCUUCAAUAAGAUUUGUAAGGGUGGGAAGAUAGAGAUGACUUCGGUCACCUGUCCGAAUCCAGUUCGCCCCACCAUGUGCCCCAGGGGACAGAUGGUCAGAGUCUCAGACGGAUGCUGUAACUACUGGAAGUGUAAUUGUCAUUGUAACCUCUAUGGAGACCCUCACUACAUCUCCUUCCAGGGUGUAGCCUUUGACUUCCUGGAUAAUUGUACAUACAUCCUGGUCAAGGAGAAAACGCUGCGUCACCAUCUGACUGUUACCGUGGACAACUACUUCUGUAUUCCCGAGUUGGACGGCUCCUGUGCCAAAGGCAUCAUCCUGCAGUACCGGAACAACACGGCCACUGUCAGCAUCGUACCGGAUGAGUACAGGGUGAAGUCUACUCUGAACCAGAAGAACGUUGAGCCUCCCUAUGAGGAGAAUGGUAUCAGGUUUGAGACAACAGGCUAUAUGGUGUCUGUAUACAUCCCUGAGAUACGCUCACAUAUCUCUCUCACACCAUCCAACACUGUGACUGUCACCUUGGCCAUGGAGCAUUUCCUGAAUAACACCCAAGGACAAUGCGGUGUGUGCGGUGGGAGCUCUUGUGUGCGUAGAAGUGGGGAGACUGAAGCUGACAGCUGCUGUGAUAAGACCGCCUAUGACUGGAUCUAUGAGGACCCUCUGAAGCCUGAGUGUAGCGCUGCUCCCAGGGACAUCCCUUGCCAUCCUCCAGGCCCUCCUCCAAACAAUACUACCAGCUGUCCUGGCAGCCCCCUCUGUGACCUUCUCCAUCACCCAGUUUUUGCAGAUUGCAGUAGAUGGGUGGAUCUGAGCCAGCUUGAGAAGAACUGUAGGUUUGAUUCGUGUGGUAGGAACGACAUGGCUUGUUCUCCUCUGGAGCAGGCUGCUGAGGAGUGUAAGAAAGCAGGCAUCUGUGUGAACUGGAGACAACUCACCAACGGGACCUGUGCUAUUGGGUGCCCAACAGGGAUGGUGUACAGAGAGUGCCAAGGUCAAUUGGAUGACUACUGUCACGGAGGAGUCCGUGUUCAAGGGAGAGUCCAGGAGGAAGUUAAGGCUGGAUGUUUCUGUCUCAGAGGACAGUUCAGAGCUGAGGAGCACAAGAUGAUCUGUGUGUCGGAGUGUCCCUACUGCAAGGGUCCACUGGGAGAACACAAGCAGCUUGGGGAGACAUGGCAGUCUAACUGCCAGGUGUGUACGUGUAGCAACCAAACCAAGACCGAGGAGUGUCAACCUAACCCCUCCCCUCCCCCCCCACCUCUCUGCAGUCAGAACUCAGUCCUGGUUACCGGCUGCUGUGGCAAACAGACUUGUGUUGAGAAGACGUGUAACUAUAAUGGAAGGACCUACAAAGUGGGAGACAGUUGGUCAGACCUUGCCCUGCCUUGUGAGUCCUAUAUCUGUACCAGAGAAGGCAUUCAGACAGUGAGAAGGGUGUGUCCCCAUCAGAACUGCUCAGAGGAGGACAGAAUAUGGGACGAACAACAUUGCUGCUACACAUGUAACCAGACCUGUGCUACCAGGGUUUCUAGUGUGAACAUCACUGUAGACAACUGCACAGCAGCACUACAGCUGCCCAUGUGUCAAGGCCAGUGUGGGACAGAGACAAGAUGGAUUGUUGCUCGCAGUGUUCUCCAACUGGAACAGAAGUGUGAGUGUUGCAGAGUGAGGAGUUAUGAGAGGAAGUCAAUGAAUCUGACCUGUACUGGUGGCUCCGUUAUGCCACACCUGUAUGCACAUGUUACCAGCUGCGAGUGCCAGAAGUGCAGUAUAUUGCAGUAAACAUUGCCUUGUAUUCUGAACGUAUAUACAUGCACACAAACCAAAAAAAAUCUAUAUUGAACUGUUAUUAAGAUGGUGAAAAUGUGCCAAAUCAAUGGUUUCUCUAGAUUCUGCAACCUUCUUAUAAUACUGUCUUGGUCGGUGUGUUGAGGGUAUACUGUACGGUACGUGCAGAACAACGGCUUAAUGUUUCCUUGGUGUAAUAGGUUUUUCUAUAUUGCAUAUACUCUGUUCCAGUGCAGGAAGUGGACCAUUGUAUGUAGCAUAUCGUUGAUUGCGUAUGUAUUCCAUAGAUUUCACAUAGGAAAUCUUCUAAUGAUCAACCCAGCACUUUUAGCACUUUUACAGCUAAAUGACUGCAGCUCCAAUUUGAAAGUGAUUUUCUUAUUUUAUUGAAACGUUUAUUUCAAGAACUGUAACCACUUUGAUUUUGCUGAUUUAUUUUCAAUAAAGUACUGAAGCCUCUACAUUGAA